CAAGACUUCAACAGCCUGCAAGAGGACAGUGGCCCAGGUCAAAUACAUUUAUAAAUAACUUGUUACAGCUGCUCUGGGGAAGACUGACGGAGGCGAGGCUACGAUGAGCUGGGUCUUCUCACUGCUACCAGGGGUCAUAUUGGGUAAAGUGUCCGGGCCAGUGACACCAUACCAGGCACAGUUGGAGUGGAAACAGCCUGAGCCUUCAGCCACACCCGCUAAAAAGGAUCCAGAGAUCAGGAUUGUUCUUCUUGGGAAAACUGGAGUCGGCAAAAGUGCAACAGGAAACACCAUAUUAGGGAAGAAAGCUUUUAGGUCUUGUAGCACUUUUUCCUCUGUGACAUCAGUCUGUCAGAAGGAAACCGAUGUUUUUCGUGGCUUAAAUCUGUCUGUUAUUGAUACUCCAGGUCUGUUUGAUACAAGUAAGAGUAAUAGAGAGGUUGUGACAGAGUCUGCUAAAUGCAUCAGCAUGGCGGCUCCUGGUCCUCAUGCGUUCCUGAUUGUGGUCCAAUUAACCAGAUUCACACCAGACGAAGAAGAACUUGUGAAAAUAAUUCAGAAAACAUUUGGCGAAGCAGCAGCCAGAUUCACCAUGGUCCUGUUUACUCAUGGAGAUGAGCUGAAAAAGGCAAACGUUAAAAUAGAAGACAUAUUAGAAACAUACCAACCUCUAAAACGCAUCAUCAGUCAGUGCUCCAUCUUGAAGAAAUUUGAAGAUAAAUAUCAUGUUUUUGACAACACAGUUGAGGAUUCUGCUCAAGUCAGGGGACUGGUGGAGAAAAUCCAAAGAAUGGUUCAGCAAAAUGGAGGAAGUUACUACACCAAUAAAAUGUUUGAAGAAGCACAAAGAGCUGUCCAAGAAGAAAUGGAACGACUGAGCAGAGGAAAUCCAACCAUUACGCAUAAAGAGGCAAAAAAGAAGGCAGAGGAAGGAAACUCAUUUAUUAAUGGUUUUCUGGUGGGGGCUGGUGUGGGAAUUGCAGCUGGAGCUGCUGCUGGAGCUGCUAUUGGAACCAUAGGGGGACCUUUAGGAGCUGCAUUUGGAGCCGUUAUUGGAAUUGCUGUUGGAGGUUUAGGGGGAGGUUCAGUGGGAGCAGCAGUUGAAAAAGAAAAAUGCAUUAUACAGUGAUGAUAUGUGUGAUAUUCCGGCUGCAGUAACAUUUGCAUUUGCAGUUAAAUUAACAUAACAUCAUCUUAAUUUAUCUUAAUCUCCUCAUUUGUUCUCAUUUUAGAUAUAUAUUUGAGUAAUUAUUGAUUAGUUGAUUACCUAGUAAUGAAUAAUAAUCAUAGCCUGCCGAAUUUUGUAACAUAUUUUCAUGACUAAUCAAGAAGGGAAAGGAACUUUGUUUAAUUUGCUAAUUGAUGCUUCAAUGAUCUAACAGAGGAAACCUGGACAAUAUUGAUGUUUAUUCUUUCCUUUUGUUGUUCCAGCUGUAACAAAGCUUUGAAAUGAUAAUAAAGAUCCCCAGAACCAGAACCAAAUGAGAAGCAGCAUUCAGCUUCUAUGCACCACAAAUCUGGAACAAACUUUCAGAAAACUGCAAAACUGCUGAAACACAGAGUGCCUUUAUAUCUAAACUAAAAACCCUCCUGCUUAGAGUUGUAUUUGAAACAUAAUCAAUUACGAAUUUAACUACUUAAUGUAAUGUUUUGA
This is a messenger RNA of Poecilia latipinna (sailfin molly), 1654 nucleotides long. RefSeq names its product GTPase IMAP family member 4-like. The coding region runs from base 104 to 1129 and encodes 341 amino acids. The transcript is spliced from 3 exons. Gene Ontology annotation, molecular function: GTP binding. The record is from RefSeq and is a predicted model, not a curated record. Lineage: Eukaryota; Metazoa; Chordata; Actinopteri; Cyprinodontiformes; Poeciliidae.